Molecule: messenger RNA, 2586 nt
Organism: Closterium sp. Naga37s-1
Lineage: Eukaryota; Viridiplantae; Streptophyta; Zygnematophyceae; Desmidiales; Closteriaceae
Source: the annotation of a GenBank genome assembly
AUGGACCUGGUCUUCAUGGACAGCAGCGACCCCACCACGGCCACGUAUGACAGCCGGGGAGGGCUGGACUACCACGUGCCUGUGACUGGCAGCACUGCGAGGGAGCCGCCUCUCUACAUCGUGCAUGUUGCUCUCGAGAUGGCACCCGUUGCCAAGCAGCGUACGACAACCGGGGGGCUGGACUACCACGUGCCUGUGACUGGCAGCACUGCGAGGGAGGCGCCUCUCUACAUCGUGCAUGUUGCUCUCGAGAUGGCACCCGUUGCCAAGUUGUCUGACACACAAACCAAUCUACCUCUGUCUGUCCUCCAUGCCAUCCCUCCGUGCCAUCCCUCCGUGCCAUCCCUCCGUACCAUCCCUCCGUGCCAUCCCUCCGUGCCAUCCCUCCGUGCCAUCCCUCCGUGCCAUCCCUCCGUGCCAUCCCUCCGUGCCAUCCCUCCGUGCCAUCCCUCCGUGCCAUCCCUCCGUGCCAUCCCUCCGUGCCAUCCCUCCGUGCCAUCCCUCCGUGCCAUCCCUCCGUGCCAUCCCUCCGUGCCAUCCCUCCGUGCCAUCCCUCCGUGCCAUCCCUCCGUGCCAUCCCUCUGUCUGUACCAUGUUGGGGGGCUGGGCGACGUUGGGGGGCUGGGCGACGUGGUGACGUCGCUGUCGCGAGCCACGAUUGAGCUGGGGCACCGCGUGGAGGUGGUGCUGCCCAAAUACGAUUGCCUCAAGUAUGACCAGGUGCAAGGGCUGGAGGCGAGGGGCGAUUUCCUGUGGGGCGGCACGCGGUGGCUGCUGUGGCACGGCCGUGUGGAGGGCAUUCCCGUUCACUUCCUUGAGCCAGACAGCGGCCAGACAGCGGGUGAGUGCGUGUGUAGCUCCCCUUGUGUGCCUCAAAAGCUUCGUCUGAUCGACUGGGAUCCCCUCUCUCUCUUGCUGGCUGCUGUGGCACGGCCGGGUGGAGGGAAUUCCAGUGCACUUCCUGGAGCCAGACAGCGGUGCCAGAGAGCGGGUGAGUCGCAGCUUGUCUUAUUGGGCUUCAGAGCCAAGGUGUGUGAGUUGUUCUGGGUUGGGUGCAUCUACGGCCGCAAGGACGACGCUGCCCGCUUCGGCACCUUCAGCCAUGCAGUCGUUGAGCUGUUCUGGGUGGGGUGCAUCUACGGCCGCAAGGACGACGCUGCCCGCUUCGGCACCUUCUGCCACGCGGCCCUCGAGUUCCUGCUGCAGACGGGCCGCUCCCCGGACCUCCUGCAUUGCCACGACUGGUCGUCAGCGUCGGUGGCGUGGCUACAGAGGGAGCAGUACAGCGGGUAUGGAGGGGGCAACGCGCGCACGGUGUUCACAAUCCACAACCUGGAGUUUGGCCAGGACAUGAUUGGCCGCGCCAUGGCUGCCUGCGACAUGGCUACCACUUGGGCCAACGCACGCACGGUGUUCACGAUUCACAACCUCGAGUUCGGGCAGGACAUGAUCGGCCGCGCCAUGGCAGCAUGCGACAUGGCCACCACUGUAUCCCCCACAUACGCGGCGGAGGUAUCCCCCACAUAUGCAGCGGAGGUCAGUGGGCAUGCAGCAGUGGCGGCGCACAGGGCGAAGUUCCACGGCAUUCUGAAUGGCAUCGACCCUGACCUCUGGGACCCCAUGGGGGACCCCUUCCUCCCGGGCAAGCAGGCAGCCAAAGCAGAGCUCCGCGCGCGCCUCAACCUGCGCUCCUUCUCCCCUUCAGAGGACCGGCCCCUGAUGAAAUAUUCUUCCGCCGAAGUGGUGGAGGGCAAGCAGGCAGCCAAGGCAGAGCUCCGCGCGCGCCUCAACCUCCGCUCCUUCCCUCCAGACGAGGACCGGCCCCUGGUGGGGAUAGUGACGCGCCUGACAGCGCAGAAGGGCAUAGCGCUGAUCAAGCAUGCCCUGUGGCGCACAUUGGAGAGGGGCGGGCAGGUGGUGCUGCUGGGGUCGGCACCCGAUGGGCGCGUGCAGGGCGAGUUUGAGGCGCUGGCGAGGGAUCUGGGGCGGUCUCAUGGAGACAUGGCACGUCUUUGGCUGUCUUAUGAUGAGCCGCUUUCACACCUGCACGCGCUGUGGCGCACGUUGGAGAGGGGCGGGCAGGUGGUGCUGCUGGGGUCGGCACCCGAUGGGCGCGUGCAGGGCGAGUUUGAGGCGCUGGCGAGGGACUUAGGGCGGUCGCAUGGAGACAUGGCUCGGCUGUGGUUGUCUUAUGAUGAGCCGCUCUCGCACCUGAUCUACGCAGCCAGUGACAUGAUUCUCGUCCCCUCCAUCUUUGAGCCGUGCGGGCUGACCCAGCUGGUUGCAAUGCGGUACGGAGCGGUACCGGUGGUGCGGAAGACAGGCGGCCUGAGAGACACAGUAAUGGACGUGGAUAGUGAGGAGGACAUGCAGAGAGCAGCAGAGAGGGGCAUGGAGCCCAAUGGGUUCUCCUUUGAAGGGGCCGAUGCUGCUGGCGUUGACUAUGCGCUCAACAGGGCAAUCUCGGGGUGGUACGAUGGGAGGGAGUGGUGGCAGGGCCUGGCAAGGCGAGUGAUGGAGCAGGACUGGACAUGGAACCGCCCUGCUCUCGACUACCUCGAGCUCUAUUAUGGUGCUCGGAAAUAG